Molecule: messenger RNA, 594 nt
Organism: Diatraea saccharalis (sugarcane borer)
Lineage: Eukaryota; Metazoa; Arthropoda; Insecta; Lepidoptera; Crambidae
Source: the annotation of a GenBank genome assembly
AUGUUGUCCCCUACCAGCGGACAUGGAAAAUUUAACACUAGCUUCCUAUACGAAAAUAUAAGACGCAACAAUUAUUAUACUACUCCUGAUUUAAGCGACAGUAGUUUUCAAAGUCUUUUGGACGAAUAUAGGGCCCUGGUACAUAAGUCUGAUUCUACUCCCAUGAGCCAAGUAUUUCAAAAGGAAUACUUUGAACAGUAUCAGCAAAACUUUCAUCAGUAUUAUGGCUUGCCGGAAAAAUAUAAUACAAGAAAUAUAGAUCAUAUUUUCAAGCGAUGGAAGACCGCUCUAACGGCUAAAAUUUAUUAUACUACAAAGCGAGUAUUUGCUCAUAAAGGCCUAUAUAAUAUAGCAAGAGAAGGAGAAGCAGCGCCAGCAGAAGGGAUAGAAGAAAAAGGAGGAGAAGCACCUCUUACAGAAGGGUUAGGAGUAGUAGCACCUCUGGCAGAAGAGGUAGGAGGACCAGCACCUUCAGCGGAAGGAGAAGGAGAACAAAAAGAAACAGAAGGAGGGGGAGAACUCAAAAGUGGCGAGGAAUUGGUUUUAGGCAAUGCAGGGCCACCGGGCCUGGCAAAUAGGCCAACUAUGAGGUAA